AUUGAAAUUGUAUCAAGUUAGAUUAGACCUGCAGCGGCUUUUAAGAUGAAUCUUGGUGAUUUUGUUUCGAAGAAAUUUUAAAAUAUUGUCUUGCGACACAGCUAAGAAUUCUUUCAUCAUUUUCCUAAUAUGAGUCAUAAAAUUGAUCGGUUUUUACGUUAGAUCAGUAUUGAGGAAUCAAAAUAAUAAAAAGUUUAUUGCAUGCGCGCUUAAAACACAAUUAUCAAUAACAAUUAUUAAAACUUUCUCUUGUUACUUUAGGCCGUGCGCAGAAUUCGAAAGCAAACUUGAUUUAAAUUUCAUCAGGGCAAGUGCGUGCGCAUUUAAAUCUGGAGCCGGCUUGAGAGGACUGCGAUGAAAACGUUUGUACUCACGUAAUUUACGGGCUAAAUAAGAAGAAAAUAAAUCGGAUAAUAGUCAUGAAUAAUAUAUGGCGAUUGGGAUUCCUGGUUAGAGGAUGUCAACAUUAUCUUUCACUGCGAACGGCACCGAAAUUUACAACUAAGCUUGUCAGAAGAUGUACAUCGAGUGCCAACAGUAGACAUGUCAAAGACGGUCGACGGUGGCGGUUGAUCGUACCAACUGGAGUUGGGUUAUCGCUCCUCGCAGUGACACAGUGGAAUUACUUGCACAAGCAUGGAUAUCCCAUUGACGUAGAUGGUAGGCCAGAAUUGCUAAAUGAUGUCAUGGUAACAUGUUACUGUUGUCUGCCACUGAGAACAACCAGCAGAAUAUGGGGCUGGUUGAUGAGCAUCGACUUGCCAGUAAGUCUGAGGCCGACGCUGUACGGACUUUAUGCAAACAUGUUUCACGCCAACCUGGAUGAAGUAGAGUUGGAUCUGUCUGUGUUUCCAAAUCUGGUGGAAUUCUUUGUAAGGGCACUUAAGGACGGUAUGAGACCGGUUGCUCAAAAUGCAGAAAUGAUCUCACCUGCGGACGGUAAAGUUCUUUAUUUUGGACCAGUGAAUUCGUGUCGCGUCGAACAAGUGAAGGGCGUAACGUAUGAUUUGAGACAGUUCCUGGGCGAUUUGCCCGAUUCUUCGUCCGCGCAAAUGACGAAAGACGUAAAGGAUAAUUACGUUACUUCACUCUUAAAGAAUCCAGACAACAGGUUAUAUCAAUUAAUUAUUUACCUAGCGCCUGGUGAUUAUCAUCGAUUUCACAGUCCCAGCGAUUGGAAUAUAAAAUUCCGACGACAUUUUCCAGGAAAAUUGUUGAGCGUGAAUCCAAAGGUGCUCAGAUACAUGCCCAAUCUGUUCUCACUGAACGAGCGCGUUGUGUACGUUGGAGAAUGGGCGGGUGGCUUCAUGGCUUAUGCGGCGGUCGGGGCGACAAACGUGGGUUCCAUAAAAAUCUACUGCGACGGAGAAUUAGCAACCAAUAUGAUGCAGUGGCCGGAGACUGUGCACUGGAAGGAGGCGAGCUUAGGCUGCACACGCGUAGCCAAGGGCGACCUAUUUGGCGAAUUCAGGCUCGGCUCCACGAUCGUGCUACUGUUUGAGGCACCACGUGACUUCCAAUUUUGUCUGCAGCUCGAUCAGACUAUCAAAGUCGGUCAGGCACUGAGCGCGUGUUUCGACAAGCGAAAUUCCGAGCGUGACGGACGACAGAUCGAACAACACUUGGUCAUGAACGUCGCACACAACUGGAAAGAUAUAUGCAAGCCUAAAGUGUAAAAAAAUUGUAAAUAGUAAUAAUUGGCAAAUUAAAGACGUACUCGCGCAUCUUGCUCGCAUGCUUGCAAGGAAGCUGAAUUGUAGAUGAAGCAAAAGAAAAGAAAUGAAAUGAUAGGAUUAUCGUGAAGAACCGUGCGCUAAAGAUUCCGGUCUUGCUCAAGCGUAUGUGAGUAUCGAUUUUGAUUCGAUUAUUUUGUAUAUACUAGCAUUCGUGUACAGAAAAACUCUCAUGCGGUUUAUCUAAAAUUAUAUGGAAAUACAGUUUUCACGAUACCGUAUCCGUAUUCGUUGCCUUAAUUGCACGGUAUCAAGCGUCACACGCAAAAGACGGUGAUUUAGGAUAAGUUUGACACACUUAACUUAUCGCGUUGUGUCGUUUAGCUAAUAUGUGGACGGCGAACGAGUCGUGUAACGCAUAUUUUUCUCUACGAAGCCGUAUGCGAUCACGAUGGAAAACCAUAUCCGGGACCACUCAGGCGCGCGCGAGAUCAUAUUUCUCUCUCUUCCCCUUGUGCGUCACCGCCGAUAGAGGUCGGAUCAUAAACUGUUUUAGUUGCAUGCCAAAUCGAUCUUCGUUCGCAGUUAAGUCGGUCGGUCAAGGCCGUUAGAUGAAACACUUUCCUCAAUUAAAGCUCUAGCUCCCUUUUUAAACCGGAAAACAGUAGACACGUUGCGUGUUGUAAGUCUUCGCGCGUAGAGUAUCUCUUUGGUUGACUCCCUUACUAGAGCAUUUUUAUCAAUUCUUUGUUGUUAAUAUUAAUGUCGCUUGAAAAAUUUACUUUCUAAAUUAAUGAAAAUCAAAAUAUCGUCCUAAUUUGCCCAGCGCGCGAACAUGACUACGCUAAACUAGAAUUAAUGUAAUAAUACGAAUACAUUUUCUGCGCAUGAAGAUAUAUUUUAUAAUGCGAAUGCAUAAAAUAAAAAAAUCUAUUAUUACAAUAA
Ooceraea biroi (clonal raider ant) is the source of this 2618-nucleotide messenger RNA. It is a transcript of the gene Pisd, whose product is annotated as phosphatidylserine decarboxylase. Gene Ontology annotation, biological process: phosphatidylethanolamine biosynthetic process. NCBI's taxonomy places the organism in Eukaryota, Metazoa, Arthropoda, Insecta, Hymenoptera, Formicidae. Gene Ontology annotation, cellular component: mitochondrion. The record is from RefSeq and is a predicted model, not a curated record. Gene Ontology annotation, molecular function: phosphatidylserine decarboxylase activity.